Molecule: messenger RNA, 3616 nt
Organism: Bufo bufo (common toad)
Lineage: Eukaryota; Metazoa; Chordata; Amphibia; Anura; Bufonidae
Product: NFX1-type zinc finger-containing protein 1-like
Exons: 9
Coding region: 152-3283 (1043 amino acids)
Biological process (GO): regulatory ncRNA-mediated heterochromatin formation
Cellular component (GO): nuclear RNA-directed RNA polymerase complex
Molecular function (GO): helicase activity
Source: RefSeq, a predicted model, not a curated record
GUCGAAAGUUCCUCGGUUAUUUCAAGUAUACUUGUAGAAUGGCUGGGAAUUUCAGCAGUCUAUCAAAACAUACGAGAAAAAAAACAAGAUUGUAAAAUUAUGGGACAUUGAAAACUUUCUUAAAGAAAAUGAUGAACUCAGUGGAGAUUCCAUGGACAUUACUGCUGAAGAUGAUGAGUUUAUAAAAGUAAGCGAUGAAGCAGAACUAGCAGAGGCUGAACGAAUGAUCGAAGAAGAUGAUGACAUUAAGAUUCAAAUCAGAAAGGCACGACAGAUUGCAGAAAUGACAAUGAAAGAGUGUUUGGUAUUUGUACCUGGCGAGCAUGAAACUGAGGAUCAUGAAAUGAAUACAGAAGGCGACGAUCAAGAUGACUGGCAGAUACCUGCAAAAAUGAAAAAAAAAAUGAAGAAUCAGAUAAAGCAGGAGCUCAAAGCGACAAGUCACAUGAACGAAAAAGAUUGCGAGCUGAUAGCGGAUCUUUGGCAGCUCCCCCUUAAAAACCGCUGGGAAGUUUACAGAUGCUGGAGAUCUAAAUAUUUGCAUGAUAUUCGAGAUGAAGUAUUUACAGUAGAAAACCUAUACCAGAUAGUGGUAAACAGGAUGACUGAAUUAAGAAACCAAGAGGAUCUGCUUAUACUACAAGAGGCUGACAUUGUUGGCAUGACUACCACAGGUGCAGCCAAGUUUAGAAAGUUGCUCCAAAAUGUCCAGCCUAAAAUUGUAAUAGUAGAAGAAGCAGCUGAAGUUCUGGAGGCUCACAUUAUUACUACACUUAGUUCCAGCUGUCAACACCUCAUACUUAUUGGAGACCAUCAACAACUCCGUCCAAGUACUACAGUAUAUGAACUGGCAAAAAACUUUAAUUUAGAAGUAUCAAUGUUUGAAAGACUGAUCAGAAUGAAAAUCCCAUAUGUACGCCUGGACUACCAGCAUCGCAUGAGGCCAGAAAUUGCUCAGCUGCUAACACCCCACAUUUAUGACAAGCUGGAGAAUGAUGCUUCAGUGCUAAAGUAUGAAAACAUUAAGGGUGUUUGUCACAAUCUUUUCUUCGUGGACCACAACCAUCUUGAGGAACAUAUUAAAGAAGGCAAGAGUCAUCAAAAUGUCCAUGAAGCUACAUUUGUGAAGUCACUUUGCCUCUACUUCAUACAUCAAGGCUACUCCCCUUCACAGAUAACAAUACUUACCACUUAUUCUGGGCAGCUGCACUGUUUAAAGAAAAUUAUGCCCAAAGCUCAAUUUGACGGAGUCAGGGUAUGUGUGGUUGACAAAUAUCAAGGAGAGGAAAAUGAAAUUAUCAUCCUCUCACUAGUAAGAAGUAACCUAGAAGGAAAUGUUGGCUUUCUUAAAAUACCAAACCGGGUAUGUGUUGCCUUAUCCAGAGCCAAAAAAGGAUUGUUUUGUAUAGGGAACAUGCAGAUGCUUUCAAAAGUUUCCCUUUGGAGCAAAAUUUAUGAAAUAUUACAAAAAUAUGGACUUAUUGGCAAAGAAUUAAAGCUCCAAUGUGUCAAUCAUCCUGCCACUUCAAAUUAUGUAUCUACAGCUUCAGAUUUUGAUAAUGUUCCUGAAGGUGGAUGCAAGAUUCCUUGUGAAUACCGACUAAAGUGUGGCCAUGUUUGUCCUCUGUUUUGUCACCCCUGUGACCAAGAGCAUGAAAAAGUUGUAUGCAGAAAACCUUGUCCUAAAACUACCUGCGAAAAUGGACACAAGUGCAGAAACUUGUGCUCUGACCCCUGUGGUAAAUGUGAAGAGCUUGUGCCAAAGGUGAUUCCUGUAUGUGGACAUAUUCAGGAUGUUCCAUGUUCAGUGCAUCCAGAAAAAUUGGGUUGCAAAUUGCCAUGCAGUAAGAUUCUAGAGUGUGGCCACAAAUGUGUCCGAUUAUGUAGUCAAGUCUGCACCAUAAACUGUCCUGAAAAGGUAACUGUCAAAUUGACAUGUGGUCAUACUGUUAAAACAUUGUGUUACAUGAAGUCAGAAGUAGAGUUGCUUGACACCAAGUUAAAAUGUCAUGUGAAAUGUGAAGAAAAAUUGGAUUGUGGACACAACUGCCCCGGAAGCUGCAGCAGCUGUGAAGAAAGGGGCUUUCACUUGCCAUGUUCAAAACCUUGUGGCAUUUGGCUUUUCUGUUCUCAUAACUGUGAAGAAAAGUGUGACGCUAGUUGCUUUUGUAUUCGGUCUUGUGAAAAGUCAUGUUUUCAUGGAAUAUGCUCUAUGAAAUGCAGUGAACCCUGUACUCCUUGCACACAACCUUGUGGGUGGGGAUGUGCACAUACAAAGUGCAAAAAACUUUGUUGGGAACCUUGUGACAGAGAGGCAUGUAAUGUACCUUGCAGGAAAAAACUUACAUGUGGUCACCUAUGCAUUGGCUUUUGUGGAGAGCCAUGCCCCAAGAAAUGCAGAAUUUGUAAUGCUGAAGAAGUAAAAGAAUUAGUCUUUGGAAAUGAAGCAAAUCCAGAUGCCCGCUUUGUUCAACUUCUUGAAUGCCCUCAUUUUUUUGAGGUGACAAAAUUCUCUGAAUGGAUGAAUAACAAAGAGGAAGGCCAAGUCAUCAAACUCAAAUCUUGCCCCAAAUGUGCAAAACCCAUCAGAAAAAGUUUAAGAUAUGGCAAUUUGAUCAAGCAAACACUUUCUGAUUUGGAGAAAAUUAAAGAAAGAAUAAGUUACAAAUGGAUGAAUGAUUUGGAAAUGUUUCUCAGUGAAAAUGACACAGAAUUAGAUAACUUUCCACAGGUAUAUAAAACAGUCCAACAGUUGCAAGAUGGCAACCUAACUCUCCGUCGGUUAAUGUUAGUAGGUGAGAAAAUAAGAUUCUGGCAAAAACUCGGAGCAAUCAAUAAUAAGGUAAAAACGAGCCCUCAAGUUCUGAUCAGAAUACUUUAUGAUAUUCCUAUUGUUUCUGAUGCCAUUGAUAAUGCUACAAGCAAAUAUGACAUUUUACAGAAGUACUAUGAAUUAUUCCGACUGGCUGUUCAAGUGGAGGCUACAUUUCUUGAGCCGUACAUGCCACACGAGUCUAUUGAAAAACUAAAAUCGCUGAUCAAAGAAAUGAACUCACCACGCACCAUGCAUAUGGAUGAAAUGCAUGCUCACCUGAACAUGCUUCCAACAUCCAUGGAGCUUAUCAAUAUAGUCAAGAAAAAGACAGGUAUAUUUGACACUGGACUGCUGAGGCAAGAGUCAUGGCACAAGUGUGAAGCAGGGCAUAUCUAUACUAGCAAUGUAAAUGGAAACAAGAGCCAUUGCUGCCCACAGUGUAGUUUCAGUGAUGAUGAUGAAGAUUAGUUGUUGUUUCAAGUGAUAAAAAUUAUUAAAAUGCAUACAUCCAUAAAGUUUUUUCCUACCAUAUCCAAAGGAAAAAAUCUAAAAGAGUAAAAUAAAUGUGUAGACAAAUGCUUAGUUUAUAUUGUAUAAUGUAUCCUCUAUCUAGCCUAAUAUUGUUAGCAUUGUAUAAACCGAGAGAUUAGAUUUAUACUUAAUAAUGGUUAAUUAGAAAUUUUCAGGAUGUCAGCAUCUUAAAGCAUUGUAUCGCUUAUAAUGAAGCAUCUGCAUUUCUUUCACCUCAUAGUACUUUCUACAGUUUUUUUCUUAUUUGACCUUAGUAGGUUAAUUGAUCAU